UUAGUUUGCUAGCAUAGUUGCAUUCCCUCAUCCAAUCCAAAACCAAAUCGACACAACAGAUCGGAAUCUAUUGCGUAAGGAGCAAUUAUCCCAACAAACAUUGUAACGCCAAUCUCCAAAACCUAUCUCAUCGGAAUCUCCAAAAAAACACAGACAAUAGAAUGGACGACAAAACGCAGUCCGAGAGUAAGAAAAACGACGACGACGAAGUUACGCAAACACGACAAGACCCUAAACCGUCGUCGGGCGGGUGGGGUUUUUCUCUCUCGUUUCUCUCCGAUCUUCAGAAAGCCGCCGCUGUUGCCGCCGAAGAGAUCUCUCGCAAUGCUGCUGUAGUUGCCCAGACAGCAUCAAAGAGCAUUGCGGAGUUGCAAAAUGGUGAUGAAAGUUCAGAAUCUUCCAAAGAGGAUGAAGGAUCUGCAGCUGUCAAAUCUGGGGAGGAAAGUGAUGAUGAGGAUGAGAAACGGCGAAAAUCUGCUCUUGAUAAAUUGGAGAAAGCUAGUGAAGAUUCACUGCUUAGUCAGGGUUUGAAGGUUUUUGAUAGCUCUGUGGAGACUUUUGCUUCUGGGGCUUGGAGUGCUUUAGGAAAUGCAUGGAGAGGGAGCACUGAUUUUGUUCAACGGCUCGAGAAUUCUGCUUCAAACCUUUCAGGAUCUGCACAGCAUGAUGGGCCAGGGGCUGCUGGUUCUAAUGCAUCUUCUCUAUUAGAGACAGGAAAAGCUUUUACUGCAAAGGGAAUGCAAGUGCUUGAGUAUGUUGGUAAGGAGACGAUGGACCUAUUAAUUAGUGAAACUGGAAUUGAGGUUGAAAAGGAUAAAAAGGAAGGUGAAGAACAAAAUGAUGAGGAUCAAUUAUUAGAAGAAGUGACUUUUGAUCGAUGCUUUUACAUUUAUGGAGGUCCUGAGCAAUUGGAGGAACUGGAGGCAUUAUCUAGUCAUUAUGCCUUGUUAUUUAACCGAAGAAAAGCAAAGUUAUCAGCUGAGCAAAAGUCUGUGUAUGAUGGGAAGCUUAAAGAGGUUCAACAAAUUUUUAAUUUGAGUACUGAAGUUGAUAGAAGCAAUGCUGAUUCAAACAAAGGAAAGACAAUAAAGACAGGAAAUGAGGGAAGCAGUGAUGAGAUGAAGAAUUUACAUGAUUCAAGUGUUGGCAAGGCUGCGGAAAUGGCUGCAGGUUUCACUAAUGCCUUGACUGGACUAGCUGCUAAUGAUAUAAUUCAGAGAACUACAGCAAGAUUGGAUUCUCUCCAUUCUGAGGGAGUUCAUAGACUAUCUGAAAUGUGCUGUUUUGCUGUGUCUCAAAUUCUUAUGUUCGGCAAAUCCAUCAUUUCUCGUGCCAACAAAACUGAGGAUGAAGCUGAUGAUGAUAAGAUGAACAUGGAAUGGCCUGAAGACGUUUCUGCAAAAGCUAAUAUCAUAAGAAUAAAUGCUCAAACAAUGAUAGGAUACGUGGAAGCAGUUUCCAACAGCUUUAUUACAGGCAUAUCUGAUGUAACUGAGGCCUAUCAAGCUUCCAUUAAAGCUGCGGCUGAGUCUCACUCUGUUGUUCCCCAAACAACAGUUCAGGAAAAAGCCAGUGCCUUCUCUGAGCACCUUCGAGCUGAUCAAGCCACAGCGAUAUGCAAAAUCCAGGACGGGGUGCAAUUUUUAGCUCACGUUCUCAUUUCAACCUCAAUGAAUGCUGCUUGAACACCUAAUGUUCCUAUCUGUAAAUAAAUAGUCACAGUUUAAUUAGUAAAGUGAUACCACUCAACUAUGCUUUAGUUUAUGUCAACCGUGCAUUAUUGAACCUUACUUUGUCUUACACUCAUAGUUUGAUCUGGGGGGCAUAUUUGUUGUGUUUCAUUGAUUCGUGCACCCAUUUUAUUCUUUAAAUCCCUCAAUCCAGUCAGUUCAAAUAUAAAUAUAUUUUAGAUGUGCACA
Molecule: messenger RNA, 1919 nt
Organism: Cajanus cajan (pigeon pea)
Lineage: Eukaryota; Viridiplantae; Streptophyta; Magnoliopsida; Fabales; Fabaceae
Product: BAT2 domain protein
Source: RefSeq, a predicted model, not a curated record